UAUUUGACUACCUACGCAUCUAACCACAUUUAACACGGCAGUGCAGAGGCAAGUACAGGCUGGGCAGCUUAUAUUCAUCACUCGGACCAGAGCUCUUCUCCUCACCCCCCACAACACCUUGGCGGACUCAGAGGCUCGUUCCCUCGUCUGUGAAAGACAGGCAGGCAGAACAAAUGGUGCAACCCAAGAAGAAGUUUCGUGGAGUCAGGCAGCGCCACUGGGGCUCCUGGGUCUCUGAGAUCAGACACCCCCUCCUUAAAAGGAGGGUCUGGCUUGGUACCUUUGAAACCGCUGAAGAGGCUGCACGGGCGUACGACGAGGCCGCCGUUCUGAUGAGCGGCCGCAAUGCCAAGACCAACUUCCCCGUGCAGAGGAGCAGCACCGGCGAUCCUGCCCCAGCUGCAACCCGGGACGUCCGUGGCGGCAGCUCCUCCUCCUCGACGAGCAACCUGUCCCAGGUUCUCAGUGCCAAGCUUCGCAAGUGCUGCAAGGCGCCGUCUCCGUCCCUGACCUGCCUUCGCCUUGACACCGAGAAGUCCCACAUUGGCGUCUGGCAGAAGCGUGCAGGGGCCCGCGCCGACUCCAACUGGGUCAUGACCGUGGAGCUCAACAAAGGGGCCGGGCCAUCCGGCGAUGCGAAGGCAGCGCAGUCCACAGUGUCAGCAACCACGGCUUCUUCACCGGCGAGUACAAUGGAUGACGAGGAGAGGCUCACGCUGCAGAUGAUCGAGGAGCUGCUGAGCAGUAGCGGUCCAGCUUCGCCAUCGCAUGGAGAAGAAGGUAGCUUCAUCGUCUGAAAAAGCAUGGACGAAACAGCAUCGCAACGUCGCCAUCCGAGAUCAGGAUCCCGUAGACUGGUUGGUACGCAAGCAGUUCAGGUUGUUUCAGGAAGAUAGAUAUACGUCUAUUACUCAAUCCAAGUUACAAAAAGCAUAAGUUUGCAAUUGUGUGCAGCUAUAUGUACUUAUAUUUGUUAUUACAUACAGUCACCGUCAAGAUACUUUAUUAUACACAUCAAUGUCAGUUAUGUAGUAUAUAUAAAGGAAAUAAAUAGAAUGUGGUUUUGUGUUA
This is a messenger RNA of Aegilops tauschii subsp. strangulata, 1071 nucleotides long. RefSeq names its product ethylene-responsive transcription factor WIN1. Lineage: Eukaryota; Viridiplantae; Streptophyta; Magnoliopsida; Poales; Poaceae. The record is from RefSeq and is a predicted model, not a curated record. Gene Ontology annotation, biological process: regulation of DNA-templated transcription. Gene Ontology annotation, molecular function: DNA-binding transcription factor activity; DNA binding.